Molecule: messenger RNA, 582 nt
Organism: Corapipo altera (White-ruffed manakin)
Lineage: Eukaryota; Metazoa; Chordata; Aves; Passeriformes; Pipridae
Product: coiled-coil domain-containing protein 81-like
Exons: 3
Cellular component (GO): centrosome
Source: RefSeq, a predicted model, not a curated record
UGCAGGAGCUGCCCUGCUGCCAGGAGGCAAAGGGAAGCUGUGGGAGAGCGUUGGAGAUACCACUUGGAGAAGUGUUGAGAGGGAGGAGAGGAGCAGAGAGAUUUUGAGCAGGGCAGGCACCUUUUCUGGUCUAUAUUGCAGGAUCUGCCCUGCUCCCAGGAGACAAGGAGAUACUUUAGGAGAGCAUUGGAGACGCUGCCUGGGGAGAAGCAUCAAAGAAAGGAGAGGAGCAGAGGGGUUUUGUAGCAGGACAGGCACCUCUUCCUCAGCUGCUGCACUGCAGGGGGGCAGAGAUGCAGAACUACCUGCUCUCUAGUUCUGUAGGGCCAGAGGAGCUCCCAACUCUCAAGGAGCUCAGCAACAGUGAAAUCUGGAAAAUCUGGUCUGGAGCAUCUCGCUACAUCCACAGACAGCUCUUGCAGAAGAGGGCAGUGGAGACUGGAGUUGGGACAUUUGCAAUUGUCCCAGUGCAUGCCAGUGUGGAAGAGGGCAAGGUUUUGACUGUUGAGAGACCUGUGUUCAUUGUAAACAAACAUCUGAGGACAUUCUACAACCUUGAGUGUGAGGAAACUAAAAUUCCUG